AUGCUCUACUCUCAGGAGAACCGUUUGGUAUACCGAUUCGACGCUGAAGAACUUUGGAUUGAUCCAUGGGGUCCAAACGCAUUUCGUAUCCGCUCGACCAAAGAAUCGCAAUAUCCAAAUCCUAAUGAAUUGUGGGCACUCCAGGAAAUCGAAAGCGCAGCUGCAACAAUCAGUGUAGAAGAAAAAGAAGCAUCAAUCACUAAUGGCUAUAUUCGCGCAACUAUUACCUCAAGAGGAAAAGUCAUAAUCUACAAUGGCGAAGGAAAGAUACUAUUAGAAGAAUACGCACGUCACCGUCUCGAUGUGACUGACCCAAAAUGUUCCGCAAUAAAUAUCGAAGCCCGAGAGUUUAAACCCAAUCCUGGUGGUAGUUCCACCCAUCACUUGACAGUGAGAUUCGAAUCUCAAGAUAAGAAUGAGAAACUCUUCGGAAUGGGUCAAUAUCAGCAACCUUAUCUGGAUCUUAAAGGUUUAGACCUCGAACUCGCGCAUCGAAAUUCUCAGGCUAGUGUACCAUUUGCACUCUCUUCGCGUGGUUAUGGAUUGUUAUGGAAUAACCCUUCCAUUGGUCGUGCUGUGUUUGGCAAGAAUAUAAUGUCGUUUGAAGCAUACUCGACCUCAUUCCUCGAUUAUUGGGUGGUGGCAGGUGACAGUCCUGCUGAGAUUGUGCAUCGUUAUGCUGGGGUGACAGGUACGGUUCCAAUGAUGCCAGAAUAUGGAUUGGGAUUCUGGCAGUGUAAAUUACGGUAUCAAACACAAGAGGAGCUAUUGGAAGUAGCCAGGGAGUACAAGAGAAGAGAAUUACCCAUCGAUCUCAUCGUGAUAGACUUCUUUCACUGGCCCAGACAAGGUGAUUGGAGAUUUGAUGAGAACUUUUGGCCGGAUCCUGGUGCGAUGAUUCAGGAACUCAAGGACAUGAACAUCGAGCUUAUGGUAUCUGUUUGGCCAACGGUUGAUACGCGCUCCGAGAACUUUGAAGAAAUGCUCGAAAGAGGAUACUUGGUACGAACAGAUAGAGGUAUUAGAAUCGUGAUGGAUUUUGAGGGUAACACGAUUCACUUUGAUGCUACGAAUCCAGGUGCCAGGAAUUAUAUCUGGGAGAAAGCGAAGAAGAACUAUUAUGAUAAAGGGAUUAAGGUUUUUUGGUUGGAUGAAGCUGAACCUGAAUAUACAGCCUAUGACUUCGAUAAUUAUCGAUACCAUCGUGGCACUAACCUUUCAAUUGGCAACACCUACCCCGUUGAAUACGCCCGAGCUUUCUACGAGGGUAUGGGGGCAGCAGGACAAAAGAAUAUCGUCAAUCUCCUCCGAUGCGCAUGGGCCGGAUCUCAAAAAUAUGGCACACUAGUCUGGAGUGGCGACAUUGCAUCAUCAUGGUCUUCAUUCAGAAAUCAAUUAGCUGCCGGUUUAAACAUGGGUAUUGCGGGGAUUCCUUGGUGGACAACAGAUAUCGGUGGUUUUCACGGCGGAGAUCCAAGUGAUCCGGCCUUUCGAGAGUUAUUCGUCAGGUGGUUUCAAUGGGGGACUUUCUGUCCGGUCAUGCGGCUACAUGGGGAUAGAGAGCCGAAACAACCAAAGGUUGGUGAAGGGGGUGGAUCGACUUGUCUUAGUGGUGCCCCUAAUGAAGUUUGGUCGUAUGGGGAGGAGGUAUAUGAGAUAUGCAAGAAGUAUAUGGGUAUUCGAGAGAAAAUGCGAGGCUAUAUACGAGAGCUGAUGGCAGAGGCUAGUAGUAAGGGAAGUCCGGUUAUGCGUCCUCUCUUCUACGAGUUCCCAAAUGAUAAACGGUGUUGGGAGAUUGAAGAACAAUAUAUGUUUGGGUCGAAAUAUUUGGUAUGUCCGGUGUUUGAGGCUGGAGCGAAACAUAUAAUGGUUUAUUUGCCGGCGGGGGCUCAGUGGUUGAGUGGUCAUGACGAGGAGGAGUGUUGGAGUGGAGGGCAGGAAAUUGAAGUGACUUGCUCUAUUGUCACUAUGCCCGUGUUCAUCAAGAAGUGUUAG
Molecule: messenger RNA, 1995 nt
Organism: Sclerotinia borealis F-4128
Lineage: Eukaryota; Fungi; Ascomycota; Leotiomycetes; Helotiales; Sclerotiniaceae
Source: the annotation of a GenBank genome assembly